Messenger RNA from Coturnix japonica (Japanese quail), 1907 nucleotides. RefSeq names its product acyl-CoA dehydrogenase long chain (gene ACADL). NCBI's taxonomy places the organism in Eukaryota, Metazoa, Chordata, Aves, Galliformes, Phasianidae. Gene Ontology annotation, biological process: carnitine metabolic process, CoA-linked; fatty acid beta-oxidation using acyl-CoA dehydrogenase; long-chain fatty acid catabolic process. Gene Ontology annotation, molecular function: long-chain fatty acyl-CoA dehydrogenase activity; flavin adenine dinucleotide binding. Gene Ontology annotation, cellular component: cytoplasm; mitochondrion. The record is from RefSeq and is a predicted model, not a curated record.
CUCAUUGCCAAGCACACACCCAUAGACACCCAUAGACACCCAUACAGCCGGCCGUGCAGCGCCGCUCUCCGUCCCCACGGCGCGGUGUGUAGCGCGGCCCCGCACUGCCCCCGCCACACCCCGAGUCAAGAUGGCGGCGCGGCUGCUUCGCCUGCGUGGGCUCCUGCGGGACAGCGGCCGGAGGGCCUUCUCCUCACAGCCCAGCCCUGCGCCAGCCGAGCAGCAUGGCACGAAGCGCCUGGAGCCUUCUUCUGCUAAGCGUUUAACUGACAUCGGCACCAGGAGGAUCUUCUCGUCGGACCACGAUAUCUUCAGGGAGAGCGCCAGGAAGUUCUUUCAGGAGGAAGUGGUGCCUUUCCAUGCAGAGUGGGAGAAGGAUGGCCAGGUGAGCAGAGAGCUCUGGGAAAAAGCCGGACAGCAAGGUUUGCUGGGUGUUGCUAUUGCUGAGAAACAUGGAGGCAUCGGAGCGGAUAUUCUCUCCUCAGCCGUGCUCUGGGAGGAGCAGAUGUAUGUCAACUGUACUGGUCCAGGAUUUAGCCUUCACUCUGAUAUAGUCAUGCCCUACAUUGCAAAUUAUGGCACUGAAGAACAGAUCAAACGCUUUAUUCCUCAGAUGGCUGCAGGGAAGUGUAUCGGUGCUAUUGCCAUGACGGAGCCUGGGGCUGGCAGUGACUUGCAAGGAGUACGGACUUACGCAAAAAAAGAUGGAAGUGACUGGAUUCUGAAUGGGAGCAAGACUUUCAUCACUAAUGGCUGGAUGUGUGACGUGGUGAUUGUGGUUACGGUUACAAACCCAGAGGCUCGAUCUCCUGCUCAUGGAAUCAGCCUUUUUCUGGUGGAAAAUGGAAUGAAAGGUUUCGCGAAAGGACGCAAGCUGCAAAAAAUUGGCCUGAAAGCUCAAGACACAGCAGAACUGUUUUUUGAAGAUGUGCGGUUGCCAGCAAGCGCCUUGCUUGGGAAAGAGAACAAAGGCUUCUAUUAUUUGAUGGCAGAGCUCCCUCAGGAAAGACUGCUGAUCGCUGACAUGGCUCUUGCCAGCUGUGAAUUCAUGUUUGAAGAAACAAGGGAUUACGUGAGGCAAAGGAAAGCUUUUGGGAAGACAAUUGCACACUUGCAGACGGUGCAGCACAAGUUGGCAGAAAUGAAAACGAACAUUUGUGUGGGCCGAGCCUUUCUGGACAACUGUUUGCAGCUGCACGCAGAUAAACGCCUGGACUCCCCCACAGCUUCUAUGGCAAAGUACUGGGCGUCUGAUCUCCAAAACAGCAUAGCAACUCAGUGUGUGCAACUGCACGGAGGCUCGGGGUACAUGUGGGAGUAUCCGAUUGCAAAAGCUUUUGUGGAUGCCCGUGUUCAGCCCAUCUAUGGAGGCACCAAUGAGAUUAUGAAGGAGCUGAUUGCCAGAGAAAUUGUGGGUGACAACUAAGGCAGGUGCUGGCUGCCUGGAGAACCGUCCAGAACACCUUUAUAGUAACACAUGACAUUAAAAUCAGACAUCAGAAUGUAAGUAAAGGAGACAGAUGUAAUAUAUCAUACUCUUUCAAGUGAGAGAAGCCUGUUGAAGUGGUAGCAGCAAGAAGGUGCUCCUCAGUGGGAUUUCUGAUGUUUAAAUUGAAAGGUCAUUAAAUGUAUUUGGAUGAGACCGACUUCCCCUGACUUACUAGUGAAAGGAGUACUAUGGCCGGGACAUUAUUGACUGCACCCUUUGCUGUUUGGGAUUAAAUCUCGCCUCCACAGAAGCCCAUUUGUGAUGGAUAAGAGGGGGGAGGCUGGGACCUUGUCACUGUCCAUACACGGCUGCUUAUUGCUGUCACCGCUGUGGCGAGGGCGGUAUGCGCUUAAUCUCUGUGCCUUACUGUAACUGGCCUUUUGGACAAACCUAAUAAAGCAUUUCUGUGCGCUCCGUG